Hyalella azteca is the source of this 3334-nucleotide messenger RNA. RefSeq lists its product as uncharacterized. NCBI's taxonomy places the organism in Eukaryota, Metazoa, Arthropoda, Malacostraca, Amphipoda, Hyalellidae. The transcript is spliced from 5 exons. Bases 884 to 2482 code for a protein of 532 amino acids. The record is from RefSeq and is a predicted model, not a curated record.
AUUUAAUUAUUUGGAUUGUUGCCCCAAAUAAUUGAUGAUUGCUAUCCUAAUUUUUUUUAAUUUUCUGCAACAGCCUUCUGGGGUUCUUUAAAAACAUAAAUAAAUAUUGAUUGUUCGCACGAGCACCGGCAGAACACAUGAGCAUCCCAAUUAAUGACGAGCGAGGGCGUGCUGCCCCGUUUCCGCGGAUCUGAUUUACGUGAGAAAGAAUUCCGGUGCCAAUUUCUCCUUCACUAGCUGGUCAACAAUGCCGAGAAAAAGUUAACAUGGCCCAUAAAACAGAUAUCUAAUGAGGUGAAAACCUGCUAAGUGGUGUGAAUUUCUAGCUACAGACGGUCUUCAUUAUGACCGCAUGACAAGUUUGAAUGGUCAAGUUCUUCGUACUCGUGUUGCAAGUUUUUAAAAUAUAAAUAGUCAAAGAUGUUGCUCAAGGAUGAAGUACUUGAGAAAGAACACCUUGUUAUGAAUUGAUCGCGCAUGUUUGUGCGCAUUAAAACUUGAGUGUUUGGUCAUCUGAUCAAUGGUUCCAAAUCGGCCAUGCAUUUGAUAUCAUGCAGUACCUAUAACUCGACGACCAUAUGGUGAACCAAAUGACUUAAUUCUCUAUUCUAUUUAACAAAAUAAAAGUUACUGAGAAAAUUAGUCAUGUGUGUAUGAAAAAUGAAUGCACUGUUUUCUGACGUUUUAAAACAAAAAUUAAUAGUGACAACAUCCUAAUCUAAUCUCAUUCAUUUGAACUGAUGUGAGAUCGACGACAACAAAUUGAGGCUUGAAAAACCACACCUAUAAUUCUUUCUGGAAAUUGGGCUGUCAACCAAAAAAGAAAUAAGAAAUUCCUUCCUGCUUUCUAAUGUGAAAAAACAGGUUUUCAACGUCAUUUUUCAUGGGCCUUGGGUUUUUAUUGCUGUUCCCGCUGAGUUGGUGCUCCGUGUGGACUUCAAAUCCCCGCAUGGCUCCUCAAUCCGCCGUCCCCCCAACUGGGGGCGGGGGCAGCGAGUUCUUACAUCUUCUGGCCAGUUCUGAGGACCGUCUAAGCAGCGCUGCAAUUUACCAGCAUGGCGACACAGAACGGCAUAGGACACGCCGUGUUUUUGGAGGCGUGAGAACACUUGACUCUGAUGAGGACAACUUCUCUGUCACCGAGAAGUUCCCUGCGCCUGUCACUCUAUCCCGCGACCACGUCACAGUUGAUGACGUAGCUGAAGACUAUGCCCUCAAUGACGAAGAUGACCAAUGCUGGGAAGACAUCUGUAGUGAAGGCUUUUCGCCCCCACCUCGCCCCCCGGAUUUUUUCUUACCCCCUCCCCCCUUGCCCCCUUUCCUGCCCGGGCUGGUCCGACUGGCCGCCGAGACACAACAACGCGGACCGGACGACUCGGGCCCGGGCUGCGGGCUGUGCCAUUGGGCCAUCUACGGCAACUCAUCGUCCACCCUCUUGGACCAGCAAAAUCAGUGGGAGGUGGGCAUUGGUGGGCUGCUGGCGGGCGUGGCGGUGGGUUCAGCCCUCACCGGCGCCGUGCUCGCUGUCGUCCUCAUCAGGUGCCGCAGGGCACGGAUGCUGUCACUCAAGUGCAAAGCGUCUGGGACGAGUGAAGCUGGAGGCUCGUGGGCCAAGCCGGGCGAGCGUCACGAGCCAGGGUCCGACAAAUCGCUCACGGCGACUUCCUCGUCCGGCCUAGCGUGGCCGAUGAAAUUCUGGAGACGGAAUUCCGCCCAAGAACAGCCACUUCGGCCAGCAUCAACGUACAGCUCUGAGAACUCGUACUCUGAAGAGCCCUACAUGAACCCAGAGGGGCAGAGUAGCCUCUACUCAGAGCUCGCCCUGGGUUUAAGUACCUACUCUAAUAUCACCGACCCCAGCUUACCUGAAAGAGACAACCGGACUGCACUGAAGAAUGGCUAUGAAAAUGCGGGGUAUUUACGCUCAGAGGGACUUCAUGAGUUUCCAGGAGAUUUGCCUUCAUCUGUUGUUCCUGCAGAGUGCCACAGAAGAGGUUCUAGUAUGAAGGUAGCUCCUCAUAUAAGACGACAUAAAUAUUUAUGUGAGCCUCGUCAGGUGGCCGCAUGGCAAAUGCCUGCCACUGUAUCAGCAAGUGUAGCGCAUUCAACUAUUAAAUUAAAUGACCCUUACAGGGACAUAAUAUCGAUGUCUGCUGCUAGAGCCACGCUGGACACUGGCGACACAAUUCCUAGUCCUCCUUAUCCGUCCUGCCAUGCUUGUCUUUCUGCUAACACCAUGCCACUUCUUAGACAUUCUUGCGAAGCCUCGCCUGUCCUAUUGAAUUCCAAUAAUUUAAAUCUAAUCCCAUUGCUCUCCUAUAAUCGCCGUGCUCAGCCUGAGAUCGAUUUAGCCGCGAAGCUUCAGUCCACUUUACCAAGUUCCAUCCAAGCAUUAAACGGAACAAAAGAAAUGUUCCGCAAAGGUCCUUUAUUGCCCCAAACUUUAGCGGAAAACUCGUGUCCAACGUCAGAGUACGUGUAACUUCACUGUGUAACUCGUAGGUAGAGUAAAAUACCAAUGCGCUCAAGAUACACAAUUCCCUACCUUGUAGACACAGAUGAUGGUUUUUCAAAUAUUGUAGUAUAAAUAAUUAUUUCUUUGGCUUUUCAUGCAAAUCGCUCCAAAUUUGAGCUUUAUGUAGUCAUGCAGAUCACUAAUUAUAAUAAUUUGAAUCAUGAUAUGAUCGCCCUGCCAUUUAUACGCUAAGCAUUACUUAAUAUAAUCUGACAGAAUAUUUCUAGGUAGACUAAAGAACGUAAGGAAACGGUGCUCUCGAGUGUGCAAUGAUUUUAGAGGAAACAUUUGUUGUGUUUGAACACUUUUAUUUUGUUUUUUCCAUUAUGUUAAGUACCGAUACGUCUGAGUUAUAUUUGGCUGAGUGAAAACCUAAAGUCAGUUCAUGCGCGUGAGGGUGGCGAGAAACUUUCAUCAUUGCUGGAACAAAGGAUUUAAACCGAACCAAGCAGAGGUGAAUAUGCUUGAUAUUUUCACUAUACGCUAUUUGCGCCUUUUUAAGCCUAACUUUAUUGGAACUUAAACUAUGCCUACGAGAAUUCUUGUUGCUCUGAACGAGUUCCCACUGAAGACUGUUCCCACUAUUCGGACAACUUCUUUGUAGACCUUUUGACUGAAUUCCUUACUCAACCUGAUGUUUCAGAGCACUUCAGUAAUUUAUUUCCAGUAAUUUAUCAUUUUCAACGAUAUAAGUGCAUGAUAUUGUAAGAGUUAUAAGUCGUCUUCUUCAAUUCUCACCCCAUGUCAACAAUGAACCCUAGUCAAAUUUAGCAUUGGGAGAAUAAAGUUCUCCUAUCUUAAUUAAACUUAAAUUUGCAA